AUGCAUAUCAAGCUGUCUUACGCGUUUGUCCACGUCGCUUUUGGCGUUUGGCUGGCAAAUUUGUAUUCCGCUUUGGCAGACGUAGUGAAAGGUUCGUUUUUGCCCAACUCUGUUGCACCAUUUGCAGAUGAUAAGCCAUACGUUUUAUGCUUGCCACGUGGUUACGGCCCGUGUGAUUUAAGGGAUCGACUUGUAGAUCAAGGCGUGCUACGCUACUUCGUGAUAGAAACUCCUAGGAAUGAAGUUGUGUCGGUUUGCCGGGGUGAAAGUGUACGGCUGGAGGGUACACUAUACCUGCCCGAAAGACUCGUUCCUCAUGCAUACCUCUGCGCAUCCGAUAAUAAGAAAUUAACGUUCGUUGCUAGGAUCCUCUUCAUUGGAAUUAUACGGGAUAGCGUAAAAGCCAGAAUAUCUUAUGGCAGAAUAUUUGAAGCUGUUGCAGAAAGAUACCUGCCGCAAGUAAAUCUGCCGGAGUACAUGAAAAACGUUUUUACCAUAGCGGUAAAGAGAGAUUCAUGCAGUUCUGAUGAAGGCGCGCUAGCUACACCGAGAGCAUCUUCUGAAGGAGUUAUGAGUGUCAUAAAUUACAAUUCAAGUGCUGAACUUAAGUCGGUUACAAAGCGUGUGCUGCUCUGUGGCUGCCCAUUACACGGUUCGUGCGAGAGCAGCAAGGACUUUACCCUUUUUAUUGCCUCACCCACCAUUGAAGGUACGAUAACGUUUGUGAUAGGACCAUUUAUUGAUAAGAGCAUUUCUGUGGACUGCGCAUACGGCGUGAGAUGUUUACUACCCAUAAAAGGCACUUACAAAAGAACAACGCCGACAUUCGCAGUUUCCUACGACACGCAUCACAAUGAUUACGUAUUGCUUCAACCACACACAACGCAUUACGAGUAUGUUAUCGAUGAAAACAAAUAUGGUUCGAUUGAGCACGUCGAAGUUAAUUUAGUGUGGUUCCCGGAUGGCGAUGACGGAAGUCAGAAUGCUGUAAAGAUUGGCACCAUAAAGAUUCACAACUACAAACAUAAAGAUUUGUUGAUGGUUCCAUUCGGACUGCAAGAGGUGAGCUUUAAACUUGAAAUUGCGGGUACUGGUGACCGUCUGUUGAUUUUUGAGGGCCCCAAGGAUGGAGAUACAGAUCUGGUGGACCCCUCCGAUUAUAAAUGGCGAUUAUUAUCUGAAGUAUCGUUAGAAAACGAUAAAUUUAUCAUCGAUCACAACUUCAAUGUCGAUAAGCGUUACGUGUUAUUGCUCAGCUGGCCGUGUGUUGGGAGUUUUUGUUCUUUAAUCGAAGCUAAAGAGAGCGUCGGACUUGUUUCCAAUAUUAUAUUGCAGGGUUCGUUUACCUUUUAG
Babesia bigemina is the source of this 1353-nucleotide messenger RNA. RefSeq lists its product as hypothetical. The record is from RefSeq and is a predicted model, not a curated record. NCBI's taxonomy places the organism in Eukaryota, Apicomplexa, Aconoidasida, Piroplasmida, Babesiidae. The coding region runs from base 1 to 1353 and encodes 450 amino acids. The transcript is spliced from 4 exons.